AUGGAGAAUCCGAGCUCAAACAUAGAGAAAGAUCAACAAGAUUGCUAUGAUGAGUGGAUGAGUUUACAAGCCAGACGAAUGACGGAGCUUAGACAAGCUUUAUCCAACGGUGAAAGAGAUAACGCCAAGCUUCGAGAUUUGAUACGGGCGGUGAUCAGUGACUUUGAAGAUUACGCAAGAAAACGGUCGAAACACUCCCGUCGAUACAGCUCAAACUAUUUCGCUCCGACAUGGAACACUUGUCUUGAAAACGCACUUCUUUGGAUUGGUGGUUGUCGUCCUUCUUCAUUUAUACGACUCGUUUACGCCAUGUGUGGGUCUCAAACUGAGCACCGUUUCACCAAUUUCUUCCGUAACAACAACAUCGAGAAUAGUAUUUUUAACUUCUUCAGAGAAAAUUUGUAA
This is a messenger RNA of Capsella rubella, 405 nucleotides long. RefSeq names its product protein DOG1-like 1. Gene Ontology annotation, molecular function: sequence-specific DNA binding. The record is from RefSeq and is a predicted model, not a curated record. The transcript has 2 exons. The coding region runs from base 1 to 405 and encodes 134 amino acids. Gene Ontology annotation, biological process: DNA-templated transcription. NCBI's taxonomy places the organism in Eukaryota, Viridiplantae, Streptophyta, Magnoliopsida, Brassicales, Brassicaceae.